GACAACAGACCCGUCCUUACUUGGUCCAACCUGUAUCGCUGACGAUCUCAGUGACCUCCAACUUGUGCCUGUGGAGUCCACAGGCACAAGUUCGAAUUCAGCUAGGACACCGAGGCGGGCAUGGGGCUGAACAUCACCGAGGCGACGUGCUGGUAUGGCUUGGCGCAGACGGAGGACGGGUGCGUGCGGACGCUGGCGGCGUACAACCCGGACGCGUACCUGCGCAGUCAGAUUAUCUACUGUGCGUUGGGCGCGGUGAGCGUGAUUGCGAGUGGCUUUAUGUAUUGGCGAGCUGUCAAGUAUGACGGUUCCGCACUGCAGAACUACUGCUUCAUCUUCUGUGCCUACGCCUCCGUCACUUUAAUCGUUCGCGCUGCCGACCCGAGCAGCUACGGCCACAUCAUUCCACGUCCAAUAGCAGGGUGGCUAGCAGAUUCCUGCACUGCAGCGCUGUACUCUGUGUACAUUUUGGCAUUAGGGUACUGGGCUUUGAUCAUCCAACAGGGCGCUGCAGUCGUCGACAAGCCGGCAAGGUUGCAGUGCUUGGAGUCGUCGGCUAUCGCCUUCGUAUGGGCAUUCUACACGGCUUACGACGCGUCUCUCUUCGCGUUCAAAGGCUUUCAGCCGUUUUGGAUGGUCUACAUGCAACUGGUGAUGAGUGCGUGUAUCCUUGGAGCGAUCAGCACGACGUUUCUCAUCUACGGACUUCGAGUACUCUCGAGACUUCAGGCAUAUGAGCGUCAGGCAAAGCUGAGACUAUCUACCGCCAUGUACGAGCGUAUGCUACCCAAUGAAUCUUUCAACUUGGCUCUCAGUAGCGACGAUGGUGGCGUUCCUAUUGUACCCGAGCCGACGUUCGCGCGUCGACAACCGAAAGAAGGACAUGCCACGAAAAUCAAGAAGAUUUUAUUCGUUGCGGAGGCGGUGUCUUUGAUCGUGAUGGCUGGUCAGCUCUACAUGGCCGUAGUACGUGCUUCAAGCACGCCGGUCGAGCUUUCGUGUGCAAAUGGCUCGUUGUGCGACACGGUCAAGUCGAGUGUGAGUCUCCUUCACCUGUUCCAGUGCGUUUGCGUAUGGGUAUUGCUGUGGACAUUCCGAGGGAUGCGGAAGAAGAGCGUCAUCCCGCGCCCAAUUGUAUGAACUGAGCAAGCACGACAUCAAUGCAAGCGUGUGGGUUACUGUAGAAAUCGUAUGCACAAGAUUUUUUAUUGACGUACCGGUAGAUAGCUAAUACUAAAUUUUAGUUUGAUUGAAACAAAA
This is a messenger RNA of Phytophthora nicotianae INRA-310, 1260 nucleotides long. RefSeq lists its product as hypothetical. The transcript has 2 exons. Bases 121 to 1140 code for a protein of 339 amino acids. The record is from RefSeq and is a predicted model, not a curated record. Lineage: Eukaryota; Oomycota; Peronosporomycetes; Peronosporales; Peronosporaceae.